AUGAAAUUGCAUGCAGAUCAACUUGCUAAUGUGGGAGCUCCAGUAUCUAACAAACGCCUUGUAUUACAAAUCAUUGUAGGUCUCUCCGAGCAAUAUGAUGGGAUUGCUAUGCUGAUUCAACAAUCUGAUCCUCUUCCAGAUUUCUAUGAUGUCCGAUCCAAGCUUAUUAUGGAGGAAACCCGAAAGUCCAACCAAGCAUCACACACGUCUUUGAUAUCCACUACUAACCUGGGAACCACACCUUCUCCUCAACCUCGGUAUGAUAGUGACAGGGGUCGUGGAAACUUCCACAACCGGGGACAUGGACGUGGUAAAGGACGAGGCAACAAUGGGCGAGGUCGUGGCUCGCAAAAUCAAUACCAACAUCAGGGGUUGUUUUCUCAAACUCGUGGACUUUCUUCUCCUUGGAAUAGCUGCCAACAACAACAAUAUCUCCAAGGCAAUUCUUGGUCGGUCCCAUCCUCACAGCCACCAUAUGGAAAAUGCCCUCAAUAG
Messenger RNA from Lactuca sativa (garden lettuce), 495 nucleotides. The record is from RefSeq and is a predicted model, not a curated record. NCBI's taxonomy places the organism in Eukaryota, Viridiplantae, Streptophyta, Magnoliopsida, Asterales, Asteraceae.